AACCAAUCACAGCGAAGUUAACGUGGCAAAAUAUGAUUCGCAGAUAGAGAACUCUGUUUGUCAAGGAAUCCCGAAACAACCAAUCAGAAGCCUGCGUUUGUCUACCUAAACAACCAAUCAGAUGACUGCGCUUGUCUAUAAUAAUGUUGUCUGAAAUAUGUAUAAAUACGUGUUGAUUUUCAUAAUAAAACGAUCUGUUGCCUGGCCCUUGUCUUCUGUUGUUACAUUUGGUGUCGCUGCCUACCGACAAAUGAAAAGCCUAUACCCUGCAAUUUUCGAUGGAGACAUAUGGAUCUUCGGGCGGGACUUCAAGGCUUCUGAGCAGUUGAGUGGCGUUCAAGAUCUGUCAGCGAUGGAGCUGCUACUUGAGACGCUGCUGGGAGGUCGGGCGAAAGCAGCAUAUGAAGGUGUGGGCCGAAGUAUGGACGAAUGUUCGACAGGGUCAGGCAAACAGUUUCCAAAGUGGGAAGGACCAUAUAUGGUCACUUCGAGAUGGGGUUACGCAGACACAGUCGCAAUGGCGAACAAUGAGAGGCGCGUGAACGUCAGCGAGCUCCAGAAAUGGAUACAGCGAGACAAGCCAACGAUGACGCCUGCACCAAGUAGAUCAAGCCGACUUCAGUCGCACGUAUUUGACGGGGGGACGAGUGUGGUGAGAGCAGGCUGCUAGCCGAUUGGUUGUCACUAAUCUACGUUAAGGUCUAGGUCACUAAUAUGGGCCGUGAACAAGGCUGAGUCAACAACCAAUCACAGCGAAGUUAACGUGGCAAAAUAUGAUUCGCAGAUAGAGAACUCUGUUUGUCAAGGAAUCCCGAAACAACCAAUCAGAAGCCUGCGUUUGUCUACCUAAACAACCAAUCAGAUGACUGCGCUUGUCUAUAAUAAUGUUG
Messenger RNA from Trichobilharzia regenti, 890 nucleotides. The record is from the annotation of a GenBank genome assembly. Lineage: Eukaryota; Metazoa; Platyhelminthes; Trematoda; Strigeidida; Schistosomatidae.